AUGAAGAAGAAGAAGAAGAAAUUGAAGAACAAGAAGAAAGGUGAAGAAGAAGACGAAGAAGAAGUAUUACUAGAAGAGAGAAGAAGAAGAGGAAGAAGAAGAAGAAGAAGAAGAAGAAGAAGAAGAAGAUGAUGAUGAUGAUGAUGAUGAUGAUGAUGAUGAUGAUGAUGAUGAUGAUGAUGAUGAUGAUGAUGAUGAUGAUGAUGAUGAUGAUGAUGAUGAUGAUGAUGAUGAUGAUGAUGAUGAUGAUGAUGAUGCUGAAUAA
Spirometra erinaceieuropaei is the source of this 265-nucleotide messenger RNA. The record is from the annotation of a GenBank genome assembly. Lineage: Eukaryota; Metazoa; Platyhelminthes; Cestoda; Diphyllobothriidea; Diphyllobothriidae.